Molecule: messenger RNA, 1356 nt
Organism: Cladocopium goreaui
Lineage: Eukaryota; Dinophyceae; Suessiales; Symbiodiniaceae
Source: the annotation of a GenBank genome assembly
AUGUGCUGCAGGAGAUUUCGAGAAACGGUGACGGACGAGGACGGAGAUCAUGUGCCUUUGAUAAAAACUUGGGCGGCGGACUUGUUCUUUGGGAUUCUCAUUGUUGUAAGUGCUCUAUUGUUGGGAGUUGACAUUGAACUGAGCCUCCAACAGAUCAAUACAUUCAAAGAUGUGCUCUUUUGGAUUGAGUUUGGUUUUUUAGUGAUGUUUGUGGUGGAGUUGAUCAUGCGCGUGUGGGUUGAUGGGUGCAAGUACUUUUUGUUUUUUCCCAAUUUGUUGGACACCUUCAUCAUUGGAUGCUCUGUUGUGGAGUACAUUGUCAUUGCUGCAGUUGGUGAUGAUGUGGAGAUCAGCGCUUUGUCCUUGAUGAGGAUCUUUCGCCUUCUGCGGAUUCUCAGAGUGAUUCGCCUUAUUCGAGUCUGUCCAAAGCUCUACAGGAUCUGCACCAGCUUGGUAGCGGCGGUUCGAGCCGUUUCUUGGGUUUUCUUGCUGCUGUUCGUCUUCAUGUACAUAUCUGCUCUUAGUUGCACCGUUUUACUUUCAAACUCACAAGUCCCUUUGAUUCGUGAUAAUUUUGGUGGCGUUUUCCCAAGUUUAUACAUUCACUUUGUGAUACUGACAGUGGAGGGAUUUCCGGAGCUUGUGGCUGCAAUUGCAGAGGAGAGUGGCUGGCUUUGGUACAUCUACUUUUGCUGCUAUAUCCUCUUCACCAAUGUCAUGGUCAUGAACACUGUCACAGGUGUCAUUUGCCAAACAGUCGUGUCGCAGGGCAGCGCGGAUCCUGGCGCCAAGGCACAGUGCUUCAAGGAAUUUGACAAGCUGAAAGAGGUAGUUCUGGAUUGCAUGCUUCUGGAAGGUCUCAGCUAUGAUGUCCAUGAUGAGAUGAGUUUCGAGGUUUUCCAGCAGGUGAUGCGCAACCCAGGUGUUCGCGCGUCUUUCGAUGCUGUCGAAGUUUGCUUGGACCUCGAAGAAGAACAGCUGUUCAACAUCAUCGAUGAAAAUGGAGAUGGGAAGUUAAGCUUUGAAGAGUUCUUCCUUAGCCUAUGGCGGCUUCGAGGGAGCAAAGAGCGAUUACAUUCCCUCUUGGUACAGUCAGACAUCGUGCAUACACACAAGAGGAUGAGGGACCGAGUGGCACAGAUGUCAGAGGAUCUUCAAGCUUGCAGCUCUCAAGAAUGUGAGAUGCGGGGAUGCCAAAUUCUUGAUUGCUUCAGUUGCUUCUGGCAAAAGCUUGCCCUUUUGGUCCUGACUUUGUGCCACUCGUUUUGCCCAAACUUCAUGCUACAUGUGCCCAGAGAACACACGUUGCUUGGUGAUUUUGGUGCCCUUGAUUACCUUUCUUGGCUACAUGCUUAA